This is a messenger RNA of Scleropages formosus (Asian bonytongue), 5431 nucleotides long. RefSeq names its product microtubule-associated protein 1Sa (gene map1sa). Gene Ontology annotation, cellular component: microtubule associated complex; cytosol; dendrite. Gene Ontology annotation, biological process: microtubule cytoskeleton organization; dendrite development; axonogenesis. The coding region runs from base 24 to 4289 and encodes 1421 amino acids. Gene Ontology annotation, molecular function: actin binding; microtubule binding. The record is from RefSeq and is a predicted model, not a curated record. NCBI's taxonomy places the organism in Eukaryota, Metazoa, Chordata, Actinopteri, Osteoglossiformes, Osteoglossidae. The transcript is spliced from 7 exons.
CAUCACUGACCAAACUUUUCAAUAUGGCGUCACGGCUGUGUGGAGAAAUGGAAGUGGCAGAGAAUGCAGUUCGUGGCUCACAUCCUGGCUUCAGCAACGACAAAUACUCGCUGCUCGUCAUUGUCGGGGAGCACAGUCUCCCUGGCCAGGUGGAAUACGUGGUGGAGGAGAUAGAAAGAGGCAUCCGCUCCUGGGAUGUGGACCUCGCUGCCUGUAACCUGGACGAACAGCUCAAGCUCUUUGUGUCACGCCAUUCUGCCUCUUUUUCUGAGGAACUGAAAGGCUUGAGGACGCUGCAGAACAGCGGAGAUGUUCUGGAAACCCAAGUGGUAGUGAACCCUUCCCAAGUGUGUGUGUGCACCGAGGUCCGUCGGCUGAUAUCCGAUGUUUCUCAGCAUAAGCUCCUAGUUCUCACAGGACAGUGUGUUGAGGAAACGGGGGAUUUGGUCCUACAGACAGGAUGCUUCUCCCUCCAGGACUUUAUCCAGAUCUUUACAGAUGAAGAGAUCGGCGAGUUGCUGAGCUCUGCAGAUCCCUCUCAGAAAGCCAGCCUUACCCUGUGUUGUCCCAAUUCUGGUGGGUGGAAGAAUUCGAUUUUGGAGAAGCACAAUCUACAGGACUUUAUUGAGAUAAAGACAAACCCACCCUCAGUGCUGCCUGCUAUGGAAGGUCUGCAGGAGUUCACCGAGUAUCUCUCAGUAUCUUUGGAACCAAUGUCUUCUUUUGACCUCCUUGAGCCUCCCAGCACUGUGGGUUUCCUCAAGCUUUCUCGACCUUGCUGCUACAUCUUUCCAGGUGGGAGAGGUGAUUCUGCCUUCUUUGCUGUUAAUGGUUUUAAUGUUUUGGUGAAUGGCGGUUCUGAUUUGCGUUCCUGCUUUUGGAAAUUGGUGAGACAUUUGGACCGAGUGGAUUCCAUGCUGCUCACGCAUAUUGGAGUAGACAACCUUCCUGGUAUAAAUAGUCUCUUGCAAAGGAAAGUUGCAGAGAUAGAAGAGGAUCAGUCUGCAGGCUCCCAAAGCAACGAAGAGUGGAUGAAACGCCUCAUAUCCCCUGAAAUAGGAGUAGUGUUCCUCAAUGCACCAGAGAGGUUAAAGACAUUAAUUGGGGAUCCGAAAGUGUUGCGGAGUUGUGACCAAGUAUCUCUCACCUUGAAGAACCUGGAAAGAUUGUCAAUCACAUCUGAACCACUUUACCGCUCCAACGGUUCCAAUCUUGAGCCAAUAAUUCUUUUCCAAAAGAUGGGAGUUGGUUGUCUUGAGUUGUAUGUCCUCAAUCCUGUGAAAGGUAGCAAGGACCAUGAGGCCCUAAUGCAGAACUGGCCUGGGAAGGUCUCGAGUACCAAAGGUUCAGAUUUCCCUUUACCUUGCUUGAUUUCCAUUUGUGCUCUGUUGGUAUGGCACCCUGCUAGUCCUCAUGAAAAGAUCAUUCGAGUCCUUUUUCCUGGCUGCACGCCGCAGGAUAGGAUCCUAGAGGGACUGGAGAAACUGAAGCAUCUUGACUUCCUCAAACACCCAGUUGUGAACCUCAAGGAUCUUGAGACAUGCAAAUACGAUAAGCAACCUAAGCGUGCAGAGAGUCGGGAAAGCCUCAAAUCAGCAACCAAAGAUUCAAGACCUGGAACUGCAAACCUAAAGGAGAAACUGGGCCGUGGUGAUGUCAAGAAGCAAGAUCCAAAGGGCAAAACAAAAGUGACAAAUGAUCCUGCCUCUAAAGAAGGCAAAGAAAGUGAAGAUAAACCCAAAGUAAAGGAAACUGAUGUAAAACCAAAAUUCCCAAAGGUUGAAAAACUUUUGACAAAGAAAGAUUCUUUGAAAGAAGACAAGAAAGAUGUGAAAAAGAAAGAGGAAAAGCCUACCACUGCCAUUUGUAAAAAAGAGGAGAAUGGAGAAAAGAAAAAGGAACAAACCAAAAAGGAAUCUCUAGCUGCAAAAUCAAAAAAGGAGACAAAGACUGACCCAAAGAAAGAAAUCAAAAAGGAGAUUAAGCCUGAAGAGAGGAAACCUCAAAUGAAAACUCAGAACAAGGAAGCCAAAAAGCUACCUGGAGGAUCUUCUGCUGCCGUGGACUCAAAGAGGCCUUCCGUUAAAAAUGGUGCUGUAAAGAAAGAAAGUAUUAUCCCUAAGAGAGAAGUUGUGAAUAAAGGGACAAAAUUAAGUGCAAACAAAAAGGAUAAAGAAAGUCAGAAAGCCCCAUCUCCUUUUGAUGGGGAUGCCGAUCGCUCUAAAAUGUCUACACCAGAGGACAUGACAGCGGAGUUUGAAAAGUUGAGGCAGGAGAUUGCUCAAGAAGGGAUGUCUGGCAAGACAAAAGAUGAUACAGAUGAAGGUAUUGUCCCGGUUGAAAGGGAGUCAGUGGUUCAGGUAGCUUCUGAGUCAUCAGAAGGUUGUCCUGAAUUGAAUGGAGCCACAUUAAAGGAACAAUCAAAGAUUUUAGACAGCCCAGAGCAAUUUCGCAGCAUGGAAACACUUAGCAACCCUAACAAAGCUAUGGGGCCACCUUCACCUCUGGCUAAGACUCCUAAAAGUGACCGUAGUGUUAAUUUUGACCUCACACCUACUGAAUACAGGUUGCUUGAAGGAGCCCUGAAAGAAAAUUUGAUACGAAAUGGCCAAGAAGAUGCAUGUGCCAGCUCUGAUGAGAAGACACUAGAAUUAGUCUCACCCCCAGGCUCAGGUCCAAACAGUGCUGGGCAUACACCUUUCCAUCAGUCUCCAGAGGAGGAUGCCCUGGGCUCUGGAGAGGAUAGCAGUCUCGGUAAAAUGUGUAGCCUGGGGUUUGAGGAUGGCCAACCUGUGGGAUCCUGUAGAAACUCAGAGUCAGGGUGCUAUAAAAAAAACCAUGAGAAUAAUUCUUCAUCCUCGCAGGAAAAGCAUUCAAGCUUCUUGUCAUUGAGUCCCUUCAAAGAUGUGAUUCCUGAUAUCUCCCCAACCAUUACCACCCCGUCUUUGCCAGCAGAGGUUGGUUCCCCGCAUUCUACAGAGGUUGACGAGUCCUUAUCCGUGUCCUUUGAGCAGGUGCUUCCACCAGUUAGUGAGUCACCCAAGGAGGAAUUUUGUGACAGGCCCUACUCAAAUGGGCACUUUGACCUUGAUUCCAAAGUAGGCAUGUCACUACCGUUGAGAACAUCUCAUAACAUGAGACCUCCAGGUGAUGGUUCAGACGGGCGUUUUCCUGGACCGCAGGGGUUCCCUGCUGAAGUACCACCCCAUGAUGUUGAUCUGUGCCUGGUGUCACCUUGUGAAUUUAAGCAUCCCAAGUCACCAGAGAACCAGCAGCAUCCACUAUCCCCAGGUCUUGCCAACCCAAGUCCACAUGAUCUUUCUGAUGACAGUGACCUCUCCCAGGAACUAGCAAAGCCCCUGGCACAGAGCUGUAUAAGCAGCAACCGGCAUUCCCCUCAGGGUCAAGACACUCCUCCCACUUCUGCCAGCGAAUCCCUGCCUACAGCAUCUGACUCUGAUGUGCCGCCAGGCACUGAAGACUGCCCUUCCAUUACUGCAGAUUGUGGGCUGGAUUCUGAUGAGGAUUCAAGUGGUAUUUUCCUACCUCAUCAGGCACAUGACCGACCCAGCUCUUGUUCCUCACACAGGGGGACACAGCUCUCUUCUCAAGACCCACCCCCGGCUCCUAUGAAGGACUUGCCCCCGCUGCCCCAACAGCCUGGUGCCUGCAUGGCUGAUCCUGAGGCAGACACACAAGGAAAGAAUGGGAAAAAUGUUGCCACAAAAUCUAAGAAGCCAACUGGGGUUGUCCAGAGAAUAAGCUCAGUUAACAGCUUUGGACAAAACAGCAAGACAAAGACUGCCACCCUGGGAGUUUCCACUGGCACCUUGAAAGCAAGCUCCAACUUUGAUGCUAGACCCCCAUCUCGCAACACAAGCACUGGCUCGAAGACUGGUACUGCUAAGUCUGUUGCUGCAGUUAAAGUGGGUGCAGUGAGCGAUACACCAGUUUAUUUGGACCUGGCGUACCUCCCUUCAGGUUGUGCAGUUGCAACUGUUGAUGUAGAGUUCUUUAGGCGCCUGCGUUCCUCUUGCUACGUUGUCAGUGGGGAUGAUACCCUUAAGGAAACCAUAAUGAGGCCCAUUCUGGAUUCGUUGCUGGAGGGAAAAACAGGCUGGCCUAGUGUGCAAGUGACCCUGAUCCCCACCUUUGACUCCUUGGCGAUGCAUGAGUGGUACCAGGAGACCCAUGAGAGGCAGCGGGAGCUGGCAAUCACUGUCCUAGGUAGCAACAGCACUGUUGCUAUGCAGGAAGAGACCUUCCCAGCUUGCAAAGUGGAAUUCUGAGGCGAAGGGAAAGGCAGAAGCACUGAACUUCAUCCUUUCCCCCCCGUAAGGGCACCUGCCUGCUUUCUUUCUCUGUCCAGUAAUGUACCCACCACCCUGCUUCUGUACUCCCCGCACUCCCCUCUUUCUUUCGGGGUAAUGGAUCUGCAACAUAAUUAGGUGUUUUUGGUUGUGACAGUGGCUGUUGUUGACCUUGAACUUUGGUGUAGAAAGGCAGAAAAUUAUGUACAGCAUGUAUGUUUACUUUUUCCAUUUGCUGAGAAAGUGGGAGAAUGGGCCAGCUUGGUAUUCCAGAAUGUUGAGUUUGUUCCAUUUACAAUUAAAGAAGCUGCUACAAAAGAGGGAAUGUUGAAAUUGGAAAGGGAAUGAAAUAAUGGGUUCUGAAAUACCAACCGAAACAUUUUGCUCAAGGACCAAUUAAGUAGUUUCCAUGGGCAGAUGGCAAGACACAGUUGAGUCAGCUGUUAUCAAAGCCUGCCAGACCUUUGGUGGGCUGCAGAAUUGUUUGUAAGUAACUCACCGAGCAGGUGAAAAAUAGGGGGUAGUUGGAUGGAUGCCUGUCUGCCCUCCAGGAAUAGGCUUAGAGAGUCCUGCAUGAGGGAUUUUUCAUGGUGUCCUUUCCCGUUGUAUCUCUUCCCCCCCCCAUUUCUUCCAUGAAAUCUUUUGCCCACUUGCACGGUUUCAGUUUUUGACAAAGACAAGAACAAAAGAAAAGAAUGUGACAAGAAUUGCCUUCAGAAAGUUUAUUGAAUGUCAGGUGGGAGUUAUGGCAAGCUAACCAUUCUAGAUGGGUUUGCAGAAUGGUUCUCUGUUAGCCUGGUGUUGACAUCAUUCAUGUAACACUACAUGCUUGUGACAAGGCCAAUUUGCUGUAGGGUGGACACUUGUACUGCGCUGGGGAAGUGUUGAAAAUCAUUAGGGAAGAGGAGGAGGCAAUUACAGGAAUACCUGAGCACUCCAAUUUAAACACUUGUAAACUACAGGAUUUCUGCCUUUUAAGGGAAACUAAGCGGUGUGCCAGGCAAAUGGGUAUAAAUGUGAGUAGUAAAUUGUUAUGGAGUUGACAAGAGACCAAUAGGUUUUGUAGUUUUUUUCCGAUUUAAAAAAAUAAAUAAAUAAAUAAAUUACAAUUGGAGUUGAAA